GUGGGUGAGUAUGUGUAGUCCUGUAUACCAUGCGAUAGAUCAAGCAUCCUGUUGCUACUUCCCAAAAGCGCCUGCCAUAGUGGUCGGUUAUGCGAUGCUGCCGAUCCCGGAUCCUGCAGACCGAGUCGGGGCAAAACUCUAAAAAAAUGUCACAACCUCAAUACCAACCUCGGUCUCUCCACGUCCCCAUCUGUGCGCAUACGACUCAAUCAUGACGAAAACUGUUGGUGUCCUCGGCGGCGGCCAGCUUGGCCGCAUGAUGGUUGAACCGGCCAACCGCAUGAGAAUUCCGAUCAACAUCCUCGACAGUGCUGGUGCGCCUGCAAAGCAGAUCAGCGCACACGAUGGCCACGUCGACGGCUCUUUCAAAGAUGCCGAGUCCAUCAGAAAGCUUGCCAAGACCUGCGAUGUCGUCACCGUAGAAAUCGAGCACGUUGAUACCAAGGUGCUUGAAGAAAUUGAGGGAACUGUGGAGCUCUGUCCUCAUUGGAGUACAGUCAGAAUCAUCCAGGACAAGUAUGCGCAGAAAGAUCACCUGCGCUCCCACGGCGUCGCUACUGCGGAGUCAAAGAGCAUCGACCAAGCCACCGAAGAGAACCUUAAAGCAGUUGGAGCUUCGUUCGGUUACCCUUUCAUGCUGAAGUCAAAGACUGAGGCAUACGAUGGCCGUGGCAACUUCCCUAUAAAGUCCGAAGCGGAUAUCCCCGAAGCUCUCAAGCAGCUCGGCAACCGUCCACUUUACGCUGAGCGGUGGGCCGAGUUCACGAUUGAGCUGGCUGCUAUGGUUGUCAAUACGAAGGACGGCACUUAUGCUUACCCUACCACGGAAACCAUCCACGAAAACAGCAUUUGCAAGCUCACCUACACUCCAGCUCGGGGUGUAUCCCGUGAAGUUGCGAAGAGGGCAGAGGAGUUGGCAAAGAAGGCCGUCGCAACCUUUAAGGGCAAGGGUAUCUUUGGCGUAGAGAUGUUCCUCCUGAAGGACAAUACGCUUCUCGUCAACGAGAUCGCCCCUCGUCCCCACAACAGCGGUCACUACACAAUCGAGGGCUGUCAUGUCUCACAAUUCGAGGCUCACCUCCGCGCCAUUACCGACGAAGCCCUGUCAGAGGAUGACUUGCAAUUGCGCGAACCUGCGGCUGUUAUGCUGAACGUACUCGGUGGAAAGACGCCGGAUUCUCACCUCAAGGUCUACGAAGCCGCCAAAAAGAGCCCACGUAUUAGAAUUCACGACUACGGCAAGGCUGAGGCUCGUCCGGGGCGCAAAAUGGGGCACUUGACAGUGACUGCGCGCAGCAUGGGAGAGGCCGAAGCCUUGAUCCAGCCGCUCAUUGACGAGGUGGACAGACAGGCUGGCAAGACGGUCGAAUCUCAUGCUCCCCCGAAGCGUCAGCCCACCGUUGCUGUUAUCAUGGGCUCCGACUCUGAUAUGCCCGUGCUCAAGGCUGGCUUCGAUAUUCUGACCAAGUUUGAUAUCCCGUUCGAGACGCGUAUUACUUCCGCGCACCGCACGCCUGAGUGGAUGGUCGAAUAUGUCAAGAGUGCCGAGGGCAGGGGCUUCAAGGCUAUCAUCGCCGCGGCUGGAGGUGCUGCCCACUUGCCCGGUAUGGCGGCUGCUUUAACUGUCCUGCCUGUGAUCGGCAUCCCUGUCAAGGCGAGCGUUUUGGAUGGUGUCGACAGUCUGUAUAGCAUCGUGCAGAUGCCACGUGGAGAGCCUGUCGCCACCGUCGGUAUCAACAACUCGACAAAUGCUGCACUGCUGGCGGCCAGGGUCCUGAGUGUCGCAGACCCAAGCAUCGGCCAGAAGCUGCACGAUUACUUCGAGACAAAUGAGAGGGAGGUUCUGGAGAAGGAUGCGAAACUGUUAGAGAUGGGCCCUCAGGCAUAUCUGGCGCAGAUGCCGGCGAAGAAGUGAGCACGUGAGGCAGCCCCUGGGACCCGGAAAGAUCUCGGAGACGAUAUCAAAAUUUACAGCACACGAUAACUGGGUUCUAAGAAGCAUGAUAGAAAAUCUCUAUGAUUGACCAAUAUUCGCUAUCCAAACGCAUGGUAUGCUUCGUCACCGGUUACAGAUCUGAAGAUACUUUAUGCGAUCUUCAUCGCACUCGUACCGUACGUCAUUGUUUGUUAACACAGGAAGGUUGUUUUUCAGUUGAGAAAAGUAUUUAGUUCAAUCCAGCAAAGGAUUCUUUACAG
This is a messenger RNA of Aplosporella prunicola CBS 121167, 2196 nucleotides long. RefSeq lists its product as uncharacterized. Lineage: Eukaryota; Fungi; Ascomycota; Dothideomycetes; Botryosphaeriales; Aplosporellaceae. Bases 212 to 1915 code for a protein of 567 amino acids. The transcript has 2 exons. The record is from RefSeq and is a predicted model, not a curated record. Gene Ontology annotation, molecular function: metal ion binding; ATP binding; phosphoribosylaminoimidazole carboxylase activity. Gene Ontology annotation, biological process: 'de novo' IMP biosynthetic process.